UUCAGUGAGCUGAGUCAAAAGAGCCGGCUCACGAAAAAGAGCCGAAAUGCCCAUCACUAUUUGGCGACACAAUGCUCAACUACGCUGAAUGCCAGCCGCCGUAAAACCAGAAUAUAAUAAGACGACACUAUGGCUUCGGGUUUUAAUGAAGAGGAACAACAUUGCACUAUUAUGUAUCAUGUUUUAUUUUUAGAAAACCUGGUGAAAAUGAAGCUUCUCUUUGUGUUUCGGCCUUAUUAUUCUGGUGUAUCCUCGACCAUGGUGCAUCUGGUGUUGAUAUUGAUGGAGUGUCAGUGAAGGAGGGAGAUUCAGUCACUCUACACACUGAUGUUAAGACAAAGCAACAAGAGAAAAUCAGAUGGUAUUUUAAUGACACUCGCAUCGCUCAAAUCAAUGGAGAUCACCAUAAGAUCUGUACAGAUGUUCAGUGUAAUGAAGGUACUGAGAGAUUCAGAGACAGACUGAAGCUGGAUCAUCAGACUGGAUCUCUGACCAUCAUGAACAUCAACACCACAGAUGCUGGAGUUUAUAAACUACUGAUAAGCACCAGCAGCAUGGACAGUGAAAAGAGCUUCAGUGUUACUGUUCAUGAAGUUCCUGAUGUUGAACGAGAUAAAAUGAAGAGAAAGUCAGCGAAGGAGGGAGAAUCUGUCACUUUAGAUUCUGAUGUAGUAAAAAACCCAAAUGAUUUAAAGGUGUGGUAUUUUAAUGAGACCCGCAUCGCUCAAAUCAGUGGAGAUCUCAUUGAUAUCUGUACAGAUGUUCAGUGUGAUAAAGGUACUGAGAGAUUCAGAGACAGACUGAAGCUGGAUCAUCAGACUGGAUCUCUGACCAUCACAAACAUCAACACCACAGACUCUGGACUUUAUGAACUACAGAUCAACAGCAGCAGAUUCAGCAUCAUAAAGACAUACAGUGUGAGUGUCACUGCUGUUCCAGAUUCAGCUGCUGCUGCUGCUGUUGCUGUUUCUGCUGUUGUUGUUGUUCUGCUGGUUGCAGCUGCUGGUGUCAUUUACUAUCAUCACAGGAGAUCUAUACAAGCAAGAAAAAAUGGCAAGUAUUGCACACAGUUUAAUCGACAAGGAAAAAAGACACUGCAAGAUCAAGAUCAGGUGAGAUACUAUGCGCACAAAAUCUGUCUGUAA
Molecule: messenger RNA, 1145 nt
Organism: Cyprinus carpio (common carp)
Lineage: Eukaryota; Metazoa; Chordata; Actinopteri; Cypriniformes; Cyprinidae
Exons: 5
Coding region: 498-1145 (215 amino acids)
Source: RefSeq, a predicted model, not a curated record